Molecule: messenger RNA, 1397 nt
Organism: Paramecium pentaurelia
Lineage: Eukaryota; Ciliophora; Oligohymenophorea; Peniculida; Parameciidae
Source: the annotation of a GenBank genome assembly
AUGAGAGAUGAAAACUCAAACAAUGUUAAUAUAAAAAUAUGGUAAUUGAUGUUUCUGUAACAAAUAUCGUAGUCUUAUCAGAUUAUAUAUCUUUCUUAUCUCAUUUGGAAAUUUGAUCCUUUAUAUUUAAUGUCAUAAUAUUGGUUACUUGAUAUAAUUAUGUUGACUGCUUUAGGAUUAUUAAAAAUAAAGUACAUUUAAAUUAAUGUAGAUAUAAAGCUAUUGUACAUAAUUUAAUUAUGGAUACUUUGAUUGGAAGUGUACUAAAAUUAUUACUUUUGAUUAAUGUUAAAUAUUAUCAACAAUUUCAAAUUUAAUAUUUUAGUUAUGCAAUCAUGGCUUAUUAUUUCAUUAGAGUACUCGUAUAGAAUAUUCGUAAAAUAUCUAAUAAUCAAUAAAUAACAUAAUACUCUUUUGUAAACAUUUAUAUAAAUAAGAGAUUAUUUAAGGAAUCAAAUUAUUAUUUGUAUUAUAAAUAAUGCUAAUAACAAUGAAGUAAACAAAAACUAUAAAUUGGAAUUGGUAUAGUGUAUUUAGUAUCUCUUGGGGAUUGUUAAUAUUAUCAUUCAUUGUGUAUUUUGUGUUUUUACUUUCAAUUGGAGAAACUAUAGUAGAUUAUAUUAAAAAUAGAACAACAAAAACCCAAUGUACAUUUACAUUAUAAAAACAGUGAUAGGAGGCUUAUGGUUAUCACUUUAUUUGAAUUCAUUUUCAAUAUUUCCAAUGUGGUUUCUUUUAGAAGUUAGUUGGCAUGAAGAAACCAAUUAUUCAAAUACAGUAUCCACUCUAUUUUUAGUAUUAAUUGUUUAUAAUGGUCUAAUACUUUUAGGAUUAAUAUUAUUUUUUUCCUAUAUUAAGUAAUAAUCUCAAGUAUUUAGAGAUUGUAUAUCAUUGAAAUGAGAUAAAAUACACCUAAUUAAAAAAAUCAGACAGUUUAGAAACAAUCCAUAAAAGUGAAUAUUCCAUAUAAAAUCAUCUAAAUAUCAUCUACAUAUUUUGACAUUAUAAAUUAUUAGAAGAACAUUAUAACUGUUAAUCAUAGCAAUUAAUCUGUGAUUCAUUAGAAAAAUAAAUUGAAGGCAUUUGAAUUUGUUGGAAAGACUGAACAAUUAUAAUCUCCUGCAGCAGAUAGAGAAUUAGAAUUAAUUAAAUAAAAUGAAGAAAAAUGUCAAAUAUGUUUUGAUGUAGAACCUAAUAUAGUAUUAUUGCCAUGUUAACAUGGAGGUAUAUGUGAAGAAUGCAUUAUAAAAUGGUUAGAAAAAUAGAAAAAUUGUUAUAUUUGUAGAGAAGUAUGAUAUUAUUUUAUAAGUUUAUAGAAAAUUGAAAAAUAUUUAAGAAUAGCUAAAAGUAAUGAAGAAGGAAAAUUUACAAUACGUGAUAUAACUAUAUGCGAUUGA